CAUGGCCUCAAUGUUACCUUCAACUCCGGCUUGCGUUGGGUGGACCAUUUCGCGCAGGGCUGGCACGUGGUGUCAUUUUGCUUCGAAUCAACGAGACAGCCAGCCUUUAUAAAGUGCCACGUGAGUCCUAGGCUGGGGCCUCUCGCCUUCGCGGUAUGCACACAUCUCACAGAAAUCUCAGUUCUCCUAUCAUCACCUUCACCCUCCGACAACAAUGAAGACUCACCUGCCACGACUUAACGAACUCCGGAAAGUACUGGCAUCGGCUGAGAAGAAGUCGCAUUCCGGCACCCGGUCGAAUGCCUCACACUACACCGAAUCAGCCCCACCAGACGACAGUAAGCCGACCUUCCAGGCCGUCUCAGGUGAGGGCAUUUUAACCCAUGAGAACGACGCAAGCGACAGAGAUGCAAUGUCGGAAGUUGACAGCGUGGUCACAAACGAGCUUCCUGAGCAUCCCAAUAACAUGGCUGAUACGUCUACAAAGGCUCUCACAAUGUUGAUCUGCGAUCUCGAAACCAGAGUCCGAAAGCUAGAGGAACAAGUAAAGCAUCAAAACCAGGCGAAUCACCGCCUGCACAGGAGAGUGAGCAGCAUCUAUGAGAGUGUCCCGACCUCUCACACCAAACCCCGCCGUUCAGCUCGGUACAAGGAAAUGGAGUCGGAAUGGACGUCACCGGGCGAAGGAGAAGAGAACGGAUCGUUUCUCAUGCCAGGCCGGGAGGAUACCAAUGGGACAAGGUCUUAGUUACAUCGCCCGGAACUACUGUUUCACACCAAGCUUUAAGAACUGCUCGAUUCUGAGAGUAUAUAACUUUCUUCAUUCAAAAGUGAAUGUUUGUGCUGGCUGCAGUAGAGCGAGGGC
Molecule: messenger RNA, 865 nt
Organism: Aspergillus welwitschiae
Lineage: Eukaryota; Fungi; Ascomycota; Eurotiomycetes; Eurotiales; Aspergillaceae
Exons: 3
Coding region: 215-748 (177 amino acids)
Source: RefSeq, a predicted model, not a curated record